This is a messenger RNA of Arachis stenosperma, 684 nucleotides long. RefSeq lists its product as uncharacterized. The record is from RefSeq and is a predicted model, not a curated record. The transcript has 2 exons. NCBI's taxonomy places the organism in Eukaryota, Viridiplantae, Streptophyta, Magnoliopsida, Fabales, Fabaceae. The coding region runs from base 1 to 684 and encodes 227 amino acids.
AUGGGAGAUGGACGCCAACAAAACGAAAUCCAAAGGGAUGAUGUUCGAUUAUCUGACUCGGGAGGCGAGGACAUGGCAGCAGAUCUUUGCCCAUUAUGUGAUGUCUACCACGCACUUCUCAUAGAUUCUGGUAGAUAUGCUCGCUCUGAUCAGGUGUAUUAUGGAGGGUCACCAGCUGUAUUUCCCUCACCUGAUCAGGAAGAUGAUGAGUUGCCACCCCCGAUCUAUGGAAAGGAGAAAGUGAUUCCGUGGGGGACUUGGGUGGAUGAGAGACCAGCCCCGCAUAAAUCCAGAGCCCGCUCAGCAGCAGUAGCAGUAAGUAGGCCACCUCCUUCUUCAACAGCAGCAGCAUCUGGCCCAUCAUCUUCUAUAGCAGCAACCGGACCCUCUGUACUAUCAGCAUCGGCCAGUCAGCCACCACCACCACCCUCAUCAACACCUCAUCCGACCUACAGGCUAGUUCAGCAUUUGAUCAGGCGCAGCGAUUGGAGCGAUCACCGCAUUGAGCGACACUUUAGGCGCAUGACUCAGAUGUUGGCAUCACUUGGAGCCAUUAUACCCCCUGAUUCUGACACCUCCGAGCAUUCUGAGGAGGAGGCAGAUCAUCAAGAGGAGGCUGGGCAGGCAGAGGUACCUCUAGAGACUCAGGCUUCCCCAUUGCCACGGCCACAGCCGCAGCCAUAG